Cinara cedri is the source of this 491-nucleotide messenger RNA. The record is from the annotation of a GenBank genome assembly. NCBI's taxonomy places the organism in Eukaryota, Metazoa, Arthropoda, Insecta, Hemiptera, Aphididae.
AUGGACACAUGGCUCAAAACGGGGCGAUUAUUAUCAGUAGAGAAGGCCGGUUUAACAUCUACAUGUAAAAAUCACACUUCAUCUGUUCCAUUGGAAAACUCGACUUCUCACUGUGAAGCUACUCCUCUCCAAAAAGCUACUAUCGAAAAUGGAACAUCUCUAACUAAGGAAUACACUCAAAUCAAUUGUUCAAAAGUUAAAAAAAGACGAUAUGAUGAAGAAUAUUUAUCUUUUGGAUUUAUUCCCAUUAGAAUUGACACGUUUCCUGAUGUGAGAUGCGUAGUUUGUGAGUAAGUUCUCAGUAACAGUUCUUUGGCUCCUGCGAAAUGAUAUAGAUUCUAUAUCAUUUCGCCGCCAACGUCUCGCCGCUAUCGAUUCGCUACCAUCAUCUCGCCGUCGUCCAUUUCGCCGAAGUUCUUUUCACCUCUGUUCAUUUCGCCGACAACGUUUCAUCGUCAUUGUUUCGCUGCGAGAAUUUUUUUUUCGUUUGA